Molecule: messenger RNA, 3138 nt
Organism: Caenorhabditis auriculariae
Lineage: Eukaryota; Metazoa; Nematoda; Chromadorea; Rhabditida; Rhabditidae
Source: the annotation of a GenBank genome assembly
AUGUUCAUUCCGGUAUUCCAUUCACUUAUUUUCUACAAGGUAUAUUUUUCGAAAGUUUUGAAUAUUUUCCUUUCGUCUUUUUUUCAGGCUUGUCUUGAGUUCUCAACUGAUGAAAGUCCGCUCAACUGCUCAUCGGAGCGCUCUUCUGCAGCUAAAGAUCCGCGUGUUCACACCAGAGCCAACACAGUAAUCCUUCUGGCGUAAUUGACUUCACAAGGGUCAAAAUACGUUUUCUCUUUCAGAAGCUCGGGACUAUGUUUGACGGGGAUGUUCACGUCAUACGUUGUCGGAAAAAUCGGGGACAAAUUUUCAAGAAAACUCGGACUUUUGAUUCCCUUCGCCGGAUUGAUCAUAGCUGAUUUAACGCUCAUCUUUCAGGCUCAUUAUGUUGAAGUUAUUUUUUUCUAUAUUGAAGUUUACAAAAAAAAAAACGCUUCCAGAUUUCACCGAUGUUUUUCGUUGUCUCUGAAGUGAUAUUCGGAUUGUUUGGCGGGUAUAUGUCCAUAUUUUCCAGCGCCUUCGCUAUUGUUUCAUCACAACAUACAAAUGCUCAAAAAAGAGCCAAGAAUAUUGCGAGGAUGGAAGGACUCCUGGCUUUUGGAGGUGGCUUUCCCCGAGGAUAAAAUGCGACUUUUCUUUUCAGGAAUGACUGGUUUUUUGAUAAGCUCUCAACUGACCCGAGUCUCCUACGUUCCCAUGAGCUCCUUUUUCCUGCUGGUCCAUUUUUGUGCCUUUCUGGUGAUUCUCGGACUUCCUUCGAAAACUUUCAAGGAGACUUUCACCCGACCGUCCUUGUUGGAGACGCCGGCGGCGCUGCACAAAAGAUUGUUCAUUCCCAACUUGAUCAUACUCUAUGCCGCAUUUGCUGUCUCCUAUUUCGCUUUUAUCGGUUAGUAAGUAAUAAAGCUCUUCACAAAAAAGAAAAAGUAUCGGACAGUUCGGAGAGGUUUUCGGCAUUUGCAUUUAAAAAAAUGGAUAGGAACAAGCUAAAUUUUUUUCAAAACUAGAGAUUAUGACUUUUUUUCCAUUUCAAAAAUUAGGACUCUGUUUAGAAGAAAAGUUAGCGAAAUUCUUCAGGAAAGACGCGUAUCUUGUUCUUUUACCUGAAAGAGCGGCUGUUCUGGGACGCGGCACAGUUCAGCUACUUGAGGGCCAGCAUCAUGGCUUGCUCGACUUUCAUGGCCUUUGUCGUCUACCCUUGGCUCAAGUCCAAGAAUCUCCCUGACGUCACUCUGGCCAUCUUCGGCUUGACGUCCCGAUGCCUGGGAAUAGGAUGGUAUGCGGUGGCUUGGAGCGACUAUUCUGUGUUCUUCGGUAAUUUUAUUCGAGAGAGAAAGUUCAUCUAUUUAUUUUACAGUGAUCUUUUUCGAAAUGUUCGCCAAGUUUCCAGCGACGGGGCUUCGUAGCUUGAUUGCUUCGAAUGCCGACGCGGCGGAUCGAGGUUCGUCUGAGAAAUGAGAUAUGUUCACUUUUAGGACAGUUUACUAAAAAAGAAAAGGCAGAUCUAAUAAAACAAAUGUUCUUAUGAAUUGGCUGAAAAAAUUGAGGUCUGGAAAUUUUCAGUUAGCAAAAAAAGGAAAUUAACGCUUGAACUUCAAUUAAUCAUAAUUUCUUUAUCCUAAGUUUUCCGCGUUCCAAAUAGCCAUGAAUUAAAGUUAUAAAAAUCGAAAAAAAUGUACGAAAAAAACUGAUAAGAAAUUCGAAUAAAACUGUAGAGAAAUAUUUGAAAGCUCCUCUUCUCGAAUCCGGAAGUUUCUGGUUCUUUAUAUUGAAAAUGAGUACAACGAAAAUUUUAAAGCGCCUGAGACAGAUAGAAAGAAACCAUAAACAGUUUUCUUCUAUGCCGUUUAACGUUUUGAAUUUUCCUUAGAUGUAAUAUAAUAGAGAUCAUUAUCAAAAAUAUAUGUUCUUGAAGCUUAGCCGAUUCGAAAGCAGGGUGAUUUUUCUCUUGAAAAGUUUGAACGGUUGAAGGCGUCGCGUUCGCAGUUUUGGCGGCGAUCGAAGCGGCGGGAAACCUUCUGUCGUCGCUGUGCUUCCACACGUUGUUUCCGCUCACCGUUGGAAUUUUCCCGCAGCUUUCCUUUGUCCUUAUGGCGGUCAUUAUUCUACCAGCCAUCCUUGUCGUGUUGUGAGUCUUCUGUGAACUUAUGAAUUUUGAGGCCUGCAUGAAAGGCGAGUUGAAGGAAAAAUUAUAAGAGAAAAGUUUUUGAUAGAGAAAAAACAUACUAGGAAGCAAGAUGUGAAAUUAUAAGCAUAUUUUAUAUUGAAAAUGAGAAAUAUGCUGAUUUCAGUGGUCUCUAUCUUAUCUAUAUUUCAUUUCAGUGCGAAAAGGCGCCAGCUGGAGUCGAAAAACGUGCCAGCCGAGGAAUCAAAAGAAGCUCACGAAUGUGAAUCCUCACGUGCAACGAUGUUACCGGAAUAAACUUUCAUUUCUAAAAUUCUGUUGCUUUUGAUUUCUGUCGUUGCGAGCUGCUGGCUUGCGACAGUUUGUACCAAAAAGAAGAGCGACGAUUCUCUCCAAGUUUGUUUUAGCCGAGAGAAAUUAUGACUUUGGGGUUUUGGGAAAGCGAGCCACUCAUUUCGCGCAAAGAAGAGUCUUCGCCGUCUCAACGUAUUCAGCCCGGCGUUACUCGCAAACAGCUGAAGGUUCUUCAAAAAUUUCAACCAAAUUCAGUGGUAAAUCAGGAAAAAAAUUGGAAAGACAGAAAACGAAUACAGCUUCAAAUAGGAGUGGUUGACUGAUUUUCGUUUAGAAUUCUGUUUAAAAUUUUUCACUUUGAGUUCAAUAUUAAUUUUUACACGUGUGUCUACACUGCAGAUAUCUUUUGACCUGCUAGAGUGCCAAUGUUACUAUUAACCUUUUGAACUUGCGAAUGAUUUUUUUUAUUGUACCCACCAUUUUCAUUCUUGUUCAACAAACUAAUAUUAAGCUUUUUCACAAAUCUGGUAUCGGGCAAAUUUAGGUACACAAUACUAACUUAUAGUUCCAAUAAUUCUUCUCAUUUUCCGGUUUUAAAAUCAUUUAAUUUUACUUAAUUGAAAGAAAAAAGAAUAUAUUUUCAGAAAAUACGUCCCCUUCUCUUGGUGCCUGGCUCUUCACUAAGCAUGUCGACAAAAUCCUUGCGCAAACCUAAUUAA